Pelmatolapia mariae (spotted tilapia) is the source of this 2019-nucleotide messenger RNA. Its product is annotated as tubulin monoglycylase TTLL3-like. The coding region runs from base 1 to 2019 and encodes 672 amino acids. Gene Ontology annotation, molecular function: protein-glycine ligase activity, initiating. The transcript has 14 exons. Lineage: Eukaryota; Metazoa; Chordata; Actinopteri; Cichliformes; Cichlidae. The record is from RefSeq and is a predicted model, not a curated record. Gene Ontology annotation, biological process: cilium movement; cilium assembly; protein polyglycylation. Gene Ontology annotation, cellular component: axoneme; microtubule cytoskeleton.
AUGGAGUCUCAUCGGUCUGUCCACAUGGACCAGGAGGGACACCAGACCACAGCUGGAAACUGUGCUCCAUGCCCAGAGAGUGGGGGAAUCAGAGGCUUGUUCGAGAUGGAGAAUGCUGGGAUACAGAAAGACGACCAAGAGGAAGCCAAAAGCAACCUGCAAACAACUACCCAUCCUGAGGUCUGCCGCAAUUUUGUCAGCCUGCCUGCUCUUGACCUGGAUAGACUGAGAGAAGCCAGGGUUCUCGUAGACAAAGCUGUCAAGGUGCAUAAGGUGUUCUCUAUCCAGGGCAGGUAUCCUGUCAUCAGGGAAGGGCUGAGGGCUAGAGGCUGGGUUGAGCGGUGUAUGGUCUACUCUAAGCGUCGAGUGCGUCGCCAUCAGAGCAGUAGGGACAGAACCGGCUCGAAUUAUGCUGUGUGUAGUGAUAGAGAUGAUGACAACUCAAAUGAUGCUGAAAAAGAAAAAGAUGCUGACAGACUUCACAAUGUCAUGUCUCGCCUGGUGUGGAAUGAAAUGGUUUACUUCUACUGGACAAACCGCAGAAAGGCCAUCAACACAAAAAACCUGCAUAAGGAACAGAUAACUAAUCAUUUUUCAAAGGCAGGCAACUUGACCACCAAGACAGGCUUGUGUUUGAAUCUGAGGAAACUACACUGGUUUGAUUCGGCUGACCCAGACACCUUCUUCCCCCGCUGUUACAGACUAGCAGCACUGGAUGAGAGGCAUGCCUUCAUUGAUGACUACAGGAGGACUGCGUGCACCAGUCUUCUGAAGUACAUUGUGGAGAAGGACCAAGAUGUUCAGGGAGAGAGAAUAAGUCACACCAUACAAGCUGUUAAGGGUAAGAAGAAACAAAGCAAACAGCAGUCUAGCCCAGUGAAUAUUUCCCAAAUGAUCAACAAGGCACUCAAAGUUUGCGAGGACUUUCUGCAGAGUCUGGAGCACAGUGACAUAGACACUAACUUGGAAACACAGCAAACACCUGCACAGGAGUGGGCAGAGUUUUUAGACAGUUACUAUCUAGUUGUGCAUGGUGGAGCAGAGAUUGAUAGCAGUGAUUAUUUAGUGAUGAACUGCAAGGCUAUGCUGCAGAGGAUGAAGAUAGUCAAUCCCCAGCUGGAGGUAGAAGGCAUCCAUAACAUCUGGAUCAUCAAACCUGGAGCAAAGUCCAGAGGCAGAGGGAUCAAAUGUGCUAAUCGUCUUGAUCAGAUCCUCGACCUGGUGGAGGGUGAUCCAAAACUUAUCAAGGAAAACAAAUGGGUGGUACAGAAGUACCUGGAGCGCCCCUUCCUUAUCCAUGACACCAAGUUUGAUGUGCACCAGUGGUUUCUGGUCACCGACUGGAAUCCUCUGACCGUGUGGUUCUACAAAAAGUGCUACUUACGCUUUUCCACACAGCCUUACACGCUAGAUUCAAUGGACAGCUCCGUGCACUUGUGUAAUAACUCCAUUCAGAAGCGCUUGAGGCCCUUGCUACAGCGGCACAGAAGCAUUCCAGUAGGCAAUAUGUGGUCGGCUGACCAGUUCAAGACAUUUCUGUGCACCAAGGACCGGGAAGCUCAGUGGGAUACUGUAGUAGUCCCAGGAAUGAAGAGAGCUCUCAUCUAUGCGUUACAGACAGCACAGGAUCUGAUAGAGUCACGCAAAAACACAUUUGAGCUCUAUGGUGCUGAUUUCAUGCUAGAUCGUGACUUGCAUCCGUGGUUAUUAGAAAUCAAUUCUAGUCCCACCAUGGCUCCAUCAACCCCUGUGACAGCCCAUCUCUGUGCUGCAGUGCAGGAGGACACUUUACGAGUUGUUCUGGAUCGGAGAGUUAAGCGCACAGCAAACACAGGAGACUUCCAGCUCAUAUAUAAAAAGGCAGCUGUGAAAGUUCCUCAGUAUGUCCCUCAACACCUGUGUGUUGAGGGAUUCAGAGUUAAAUGCCCCUACUCGCUUCCUCCCCUGAAGUCCUCCAGCCGUGCAGUGCCAAAACACCGUUCCCCAUCAAAGACAAGAGUCCCUCAGCAGAAAAAGUAG